CGCUCCCCACCGCCGCAGCCCCGCGGAGGAUGCUCCCUCCGAGGUGCGGGACUCUGUGCUAAGCGCUCGCCCACCGCAGGCCGUCCUCAGGGCAGACUAGACGUCGAGUGCUAAACCAUUCCUCGAAUGAAAUGUUCAGCGAUGAAGUUUAGAUGGAAUACUGUCAUCCUUCAUGGCUCUACUUUACAAGUCAAUCUGAAAGAAAGUAAAAAUAAAUGAGAAUGGCCAUAAAUACAAUACAAUAAGUAUUUUUUUUAUUGGUGGCAAAAGUAAGGAUCCUAAAUUUAGAUUUUUCUUUCAUUAAUAAUCUUUAAAAUGGAAAUAAGUAAUCAACUAUCAGAGGGCUGCUGAAAUAAGGUUGACCACUCCAAAGUUGGAAAUAGUUAUUUUAAAACAGAAGAUUUUUUUAAAAAGCUUUUUCCAUUGCAUGGAGCUGGUGGCGAAAGGGGGAAAAACUGCAAACAAGAAAAGUGUCUUUUCAUCUUGAAGAAAAACAAAACGCCUAUAUUGAGCAAAAUACAUUCGUUUAACCAAUGAAAAAAAAAAUAAAAGGAAUUUGGAUAUGAAAUGAACUUAGAGCCCCGUCUUUCAUAUUAAACAGAACACUUCUCUGAGAACUAGAAUCCUGCAAGUAUGGAAGCAGCACUUCCCGAAAUACAAGUAGAAAGCAAGGAUCAUUCACAAAUUCAGAGCUCAAAUGAGCUUAAGACAGAAGCAAAUCCUCCGAAUGAGGAGCAGGUUGAAAAGUCAUCAUUUCUUUGUUUUAAAAGAAGGAAGAAAGUAGCUAAAGCAUUGAAGUUCCCCAAAGACGAUUCUGAAGCAGACUUUGCAGCUCUGAAAUAUCAAAGUCAGUGCAGCAACAUGGAUCACACAAAAGCGGACGUUUCUGAUCAGUCUCCGUUACCACAAGGAGCUUGGGCUGCUAUCAAACAUCUGGUUCCCCACAGGAAAAGGUCAAGUUCUUCUUCAAAGAAGCAAAGGUGCUCUGAGGCUACCGAGCAGCUGGGGAAAAAGAGUGACGAUACUCACGUCACUAAGAAGAAAACUCGUUCAACGUAUAAAUUUCCCUGCAUAAAGUUUUCAAGAGACAAGAAAAAACGGGCCGUGUCUGAAAUGACUGAAGAAUCAGAGUGCGUUGUAAAAGUAAAAGAAGUGGCAGGCAGUUCAGAUAUGAAAACUCCAACUCACCAAGAUGAUUUGACAGUGAAAGGGAAACUAACCGCAGAAUUCAGCGGAAGCGUCCCUCAGGGAGGUGGUGAUUUCGUGAGCCCAAAUGUUAGCGAGAUCAUCAUUUCUGCUCAGGAGAACGUGGUUUCAGAGGAACCCAAAAUAGACACUGGUCAAAAAAAUCAAGUUGUUCAGGCAGAAACGACAACAGUCGAAAACGAUUCUGGAGACCUGGAGAAAAACCACGCUGUGCAACUUCAGCAAGAAAGUGUAAUUGAUACUCUAGAAGAAGCAGACCAACUGCCUUACACCACAGAUCCCACUAGCUCUGUAGUUUCUGAGAAAUCCCCCUUAAAUUCACCUGAAGUCCCAACAAAACCUAUUAUGGAAGAGACUAAAAGUGCCCUAGAAAAGGGCCCAAAAUGGGAAGACGGUGACAGGGAUUUAACUCCCUCAGAAAAGAAUGAGUCCAAAGUGAGCUCCGGUGAAUCUGACUUUACAGAGACUGUGGUAAGUGUGAAGCCGCUAAAACUGGAAGAAUACAAAAAGAUGGAGCCAAUAGCUAUAAUUAUAACAGACACUGAAAUCUGUGAAUAUGAUGUGACCAAAUCCAGAAAUGUCCCCAAACAGCUCUUGAUUUCAGAGCAGUAUGAAAAACUCUUAAUAGAAACUGCUUCCUCACUUGUCAAAAAAGCCAUUCAGUUGUCUGUAGAACAGCUGGUUAACGAAAUGGCCUCGGACAAUAAUAAAAUAAGUAACUUUCUACAGUGACUUGAAUUCCCAGCAGAUGAGAUCAAGUACUAGUCUACGUUUACAUGACACUUUUUAAAAGGAUUCUUAAGAUUGGAUUUCAUCCGGUGAAACUCUUGGGCGUAAUUUACAAAUGAAGUUCAUACAGCUUCCUUCUGGAACUGAAGUCACUUCUGGAAAGAAAAGCAAUCCCCCAAUACAAAACACCUUACUCGGCAAGGAUAGAGAAAUCUUAGCUAAAGAACUGGUAUAAAUCGGUUCAUGUAUUUAAAUAUUGGGUUUUCAGGGGUCUAUAUUUAUAAAUGCUCUAUAAUGGCCAACAGGGUUUUUAUUUUACGAGGUUAUUCUGCCCGAAGUAACUCGAUAUUUUAGCCCCAGGGCUCUUUGAAAAAUGAAACUGUUUUAUUAUCACAGUGAACGAGGUAGGUUAUUUCUGUGGCUACAAGGGGUUUUGUUUGUUUUUUGCAUUGGUGUGACCUCAGAAACACACCAAAUAGAGCAGUAUUCCUUUUCAGUAAGAGACACGCACCACGAGAGUGUUGUCAUGUCAUUCACGAGCGACAGGCUGUUUUUUUAAAGUUGUGUGUAAAUAUCUUGAGACCGGCCAGGUCAUCAAUUGGAAAACAUUAGGAUUAUCCCUAUAAGUAUAUCAUAGGUACUCUUUUUACUGAAACAUUUCUACUGGUUACAAGGGCAGAGGGCAUUUUAAAUUAAUAUGAUUGUGUGGGUUGAGACAUACGUGCAUAGAAACACUUCGGUUUUUACUGAGAUCAAACGUUUUUGGGAUUCAGCUAAUUUUAGCCAGUCUCAUGUAAAAAGAAAAACGAGUUUCAAUUUUGGAAUGGAAGUGUU
Messenger RNA from Tachyglossus aculeatus (Australian echidna), 2769 nucleotides. It is a transcript of the gene AKAP5, whose product is annotated as A-kinase anchoring protein 5. The record is from RefSeq and is a predicted model, not a curated record. Gene Ontology annotation, molecular function: adenylate cyclase binding; beta-2 adrenergic receptor binding; GABA receptor binding. Gene Ontology annotation, cellular component: postsynaptic density; plasma membrane; excitatory synapse. The coding region runs from base 634 to 1938 and encodes 434 amino acids. The transcript has 2 exons. Gene Ontology annotation, biological process: positive regulation of adenylate cyclase activity. NCBI's taxonomy places the organism in Eukaryota, Metazoa, Chordata, Mammalia, Monotremata, Tachyglossidae.